This is a messenger RNA of Jaminaea rosea, 1578 nucleotides long. Its product is annotated as N-terminal nucleophile aminohydrolase. The coding region runs from base 14 to 1540 and encodes 508 amino acids. The transcript has 4 exons. NCBI's taxonomy places the organism in Eukaryota, Fungi, Basidiomycota, Exobasidiomycetes, Microstromatales. The record is from RefSeq and is a predicted model, not a curated record.
CUUGAUUGCAUUCAUGGCCUUUGAUUUGCGUCCCUAUCCUCCUUGCUUCUCCCUCUUGACUGCUAUUUACCUGCUACGUGACGGGCGGUCGAUGUGUCGUUUGCUUGUCUUCAAGGGCAUCGAGCCCAUCACCCUCUCUAACCUCGUGACCAAGCCCGCCCACUCCAUCAUCAACCAAGCCUUCGACGCUCGCCUUCGCCUCGAUGCAACCAGAUCAGUCAAUGGAGAUGGCUUUGGUCUAGGAUGGUACGACGCCGAGGCCUCUGCCUCCUCAUCCACUUCCUUAGCGUACGUCGCCCCCCUCGAUGAUCACCCCGAUACUGCGCCCAUCGCAUCCUCGUCCUCAUCAUCAUCAUCACCAUCAUCGAGCAAGGAUCACCCACACCCCUCUGCACCCUGCAUCUUCACCUCCGUCACACCAGCAUGGAACAAUCAGAACCUUCAACGUCUCUGUGAGAAGAUCCGCUCGCCCCUCGUUUUUGCCCACAUUCGCGCCUCCACGGCCGGAGCUUUGUCCGAGACCAAUUGCCACCCUUGGCGGUACGGUCGCCUUAUGUGGAUGCACAACGGUCAAAUUUCUUCUUUUGGUCUGCUGAAGCGCACGCUAUUGGCUUCACUGGAUGACGAGUUGUUGAACUUCCCGCAGGGUCAGACCGACUCGGAGUGGGCUUUUGCGCUGUUUCUGAGCCAUUUGGAUAGGCCAGGAAGAGAGGAAACUUUCGCGUGGGGAGAGCUCAAGGGGGCCAUGGAGAGGACAAUUGCUGACCUGAAUAGAUGGGCGAGGGAAAAGGGCGUCGAGGAGCCCUCCCUCAUGAACUUCUGUGUGACCGAUGGCCAGUCCAUCGUCUGCACGCGCUACGUCUCCUCCUUGCACGAUGAGGCUGCUUCCCUGUACUUUUCCUCGGGCACAAGCUUCUACGAGCGGGAGAAGGGCAGGUUCCGAAUGCGCAAAGAGGACAGGAGGCAGAAUAUUGUGGUCGUGGCGAGCGAGCCAUUGACUUUUGAAAAGGCUGACUGGAUGGAAGUCCCCACCAACACGAUGAUCAUUGUCACACCCAAGAUGAACGUUCUACAGAUCCCCAUCCUCGAUGAGUACUCGCCCAUCGAUCGACCGCAUCCCAUGCAUGUGCCGGUACGAGCGCCGUACGCCUCCUCCUCCUCGGCGACGUCGACCCUGACAAGACGAGAGGCGUCCCUUGCGAGGAGCCAGCUCAAUGCGAAGGCACCGUCGUCUCUCCUGGCCAUGGAUGAUGAGGUGAGAGGGCGAGCGAUGGACAACGAAGGGGCCGAGGAUGAUGAGGCAGGGCAUUUGCAGCAAAAGGCCAGGGGCGGGUCGACAUCUACGCAUAGGAGCCCGGCGUAUGCAUUGAAUGCCGGCUUCCCUCCGAAUUCGCAUAUAGCGUCGGUGGGAGGAGGGGCAGGGACAGGAGGAAGUGGAGCUGCGCCUGGCGUCGCUGCUGCUGCUGCUGUUGGGCCUUCAUCGCCGACGAGCCCGAUCAAGGUGACUGGAGCGACUAGCGCGACAGUAGCGGCUCGAUGAAAUAGAUUGCGCGCCGACUAGCAUACAGAUAUCCUCGA